CUUCUCUUCUGUAUGAACGAACAUACCAUUUCAUACCUGGUGAACAAGUCGCAUGAGCUUAUAAUCUAAGAAGUACUCUUUUGUGAGGAUGGUUUCUGGGACUCCACCCACUGCCCGCAGUUUUCGGGCCCGCGCGUGCGAUAAUUGCCGUAUUCGCAAGAUCAAAUGCGACAAAAUUAGUCCCUGCUCGAGCUGUGGCACCUUGGGGAUACCGUGCAGACCAGUUGGAACGCCGUCGACCGCUCCAGACUCCCCUCGGAGCAAUACACCAAAUGACUAUGAGCAGCGAUUCUCCGCGUUGCAAGAACAGCUCGCCACAAUUCAGAAGACGCUCGAGCGAAUCAUAUGUCCAUCAAGUUCAUCUGGUCCAAUCAGGCCGGUUCAAGAGCCAACACCGUCAGGACCUACAAUACCCCCUUUCGAAGGCCAUUCGUCUUUUCACCAUGAGACACUCGUCGCUAGGGAUGCUGCCUAUUCUGCCGCAGACACUUCGCAUAAUAGCCAGUUAGGUGACUACGUGUCGGCCGCACUUGCGUCCCUCAAGACCAACCUUGAUAAACACCGCGCGUCAGUAACCCAGGGGGAGACACAGACAGCUACUCAGCCAAAGGAGAUAUUGCUUCCUGUCGAGUUGGUUGUCGCUGUGGUGAAGAAAGUCAAAGCUCAACCUCCUUUCACUCUGGUCAGCCAGUCUUGGUUUGAUGCAACCCGCAUAGAGACUUUGUGUCAUUCCAUAUACUUCCCGCUUGAACCUGUUCCCGCCGGGACAUUCGCACUUUUCUAUGGCCUAUUUUACUAUAUAAUCCGCGACUACUUACACGCACAAGACCCUGACCUCGGGCGUUAUAACUUAUCGUCAGCACUGGAAAUUUGCGAGACACAGCUCGAUGCAGGUCUUGCUAGCCCCACAAUCAUGAUCGAUCCAACUUUGGAGAAGAUACAGGCUCUGCUGAUCGGGGUCACCAAAUCACAAGAAGAAUUUGAUAUUCAGCGCUGCUGGACAUACUUGUCAUUGGCCUUCAAUAUGUGUCAAACCAUGGGACUACACAGGCGCACAGCAUUGAGAAACGACCCACUACCGACUGCGGAGGCUAAGCGCCAUGCUUUUUGGGCACUGUACACUAUUGACAAGAACAUUUCCUUGAAUAUCGGCUUGACGUCUCACUUUCAAGAUCAUGACAUCGAUGCAGAGUUGUUCACGCCAUCAGAGGACCCUAAGCAACGCCCCUGGGACUUGAUGAGUGUUGUUCGCAUGGAGUUUGCCACAAUUCAAGGCAGAGUCUAUGAUCAACUUUAUUCUACGUCUGCUUUCCGAGCUAGCGAUGAGCAAAGAGCUGCAGCGAUAGAAAAACUUUCCUCAGACCUAGAGGCAGUUCGGGACAAAUUGCUAGCAAUCGACGUAAGCAUGGGUCUUUAUGCUGACUCUUUGCACGGAAUUGCGGCCUGUGCAGAUUUCAUUGCCUACUCUGUAUUGACGGUCAUUUACCGCGCUCAGACACGACCAGGUGAUGCUAUGGCAAUUUCGUCUCGUUGCUACGAGAUCGCUACAUUAGCACUACACAGUCACCUCAAAUGCUUCACAUACUUCCGCGGUCGGCAAACUCACAAGCAGACCGAAUAUGUUAAUUGGAUUCUUCUUUACCCUUCCUUCACACCUUUCAUCAUUGUGUUCACCCAUGCUAUUACCACCGCAAGCGCCGUUGACCUGGCCCUCCUUCAGGAUACUGUCAGCUCCUUAGAGCUGAUCAAGGGACUCUCGCGAGGCUCGUUGCACCUGUAUACAGUCUGUGAAGCAUUUGUCAAGGCUGCCCAAGUCUUGGUCAAGUCACGGCAAACAUUGUCUGGCAUUGAACGCCACCAAGAUGGAUCACUUGUUAUGCCAGCUGCGGAUGGGGCGACUAAUAUCGCCUUCCCCAAUGUCUCUUGGCCGGAAGACACUUUUGAUUCCCUGAUGAAUCAGACUGACAUCUCCAUGUUUCUGAACGAUUUCAUUGGAGCUAAUCGAUCGGUGAUGGAUAUCUUAAGUUCAGAUUACAUGAGCUAAACAUCUC
Messenger RNA from Aspergillus saccharolyticus JOP 1030-1, 2051 nucleotides. Its product is annotated as transcription factor domain-containing protein. The record is from RefSeq and is a predicted model, not a curated record. Gene Ontology annotation, biological process: DNA-templated transcription; regulation of DNA-templated transcription. Lineage: Eukaryota; Fungi; Ascomycota; Eurotiomycetes; Eurotiales; Aspergillaceae. Bases 89 to 2044 code for a protein of 651 amino acids. The transcript is spliced from 8 exons. Gene Ontology annotation, molecular function: DNA-binding transcription factor activity, RNA polymerase II-specific; zinc ion binding; DNA binding.